UCCCUUAGGGAGGUGGGGAGGGGGGAGUGCAGGUUUAAGAUGCCAUAACAGCUAAUCAGUGACAGGUGAGCUCCCCCUUUAGACGCAGACACUCAACAGAGGAGAGUCGGACAAUGGCCACGUACACGCCAAGGGUGAUCUCCCUGGCCAAGAGGCCUGGUCAGACAUUUGGCUUCUUUCUGAGGGUGGAGCAAAGUAAGGAGGGCCACCUGAUUCGCUGCCUGGAAAUGGGAGGUCCAGCUGAACUGGCUGGUAUGAAAGAUGGAGACCGCAUCCUUCGGGUCAAUGGAAAAUUUGUCGAUGGGCUUACCCAUUCAGAGGUGGUGGAGCUGGUGAGAAACAGUGGAGCAUCUGUCACAUUCCACAUUCUGGAUGAAUCGUCUUACAAUCAAGCAAAAACACUCGGAGUGAACCUCUCCGACCCUCAAAGCUCACCCAUUGCCAACGGAUUGGCUAAAGAAGAUUGGAAGCCCAAACUCUGCUACCUGGUCAAAUCUAAGUCAGGAUUUGGGUUUUCCAUUAGCUCAUUUAAAGGAGAGGAGGGUCUGUUCAUGACUGAGGUGAUUCGGGGGGGUGUGGCGGACAAAGCAGGAGUUCGUGCCAAAGAUCGUCUAAUUGAAAUCAAUGGUGAGAACGUUGAAAAAUGCACCCACGAGGAAGCAGUGAACAAGAUAAAACAGGGGGGCAACAGCGUGAUGUUUCUGCUGGUUGAUGAGGAAACCGACAAAUUCCAUCAGAGCAAACAAGCAAAAUUAGGUUCGUGGAGAGCAACAGUCAAGUAUCUUCCUCUCCAUCCACGCAUCGUCAAAAUGACCAAAGGAUCAGAUGGAUAUGGCUUCCUGCUCAGAGAGGAGCCCAACCAAGCAGGACACUUCAUGAAGGAAGUAGAUAAAGGCAGUCCAGCGGAAAAAGGUGGUCUGAUGGAGAAUGACGUAGUUGUCGCUGUGAAUGGCAAAGAGGUGGACGGCUACAGUCAUGAGCAAGUGGUGGACUGGAUCAAGCAAAGUGGAGACAAAUGCUGCCUCCUUGUGGUGGACAAAGAAACACAGCAAAUGUAUAAGAAGGGAAAAAUAUCUCCUAUGCUCUUCUGGGAGGAAAAGAAAGACUCCAACUUACCACCAAGUUACACAGAAGCUUUAAAAAUGCCUGUUUCUGCUCAACCAUCCACAUCUGUUCAAGAGACGAUAGAAGACCUUCGACCAAAGCUGUGUAGGAUGGAGAAGACCUCUUCUGGUUUUGGCUUUCACCUAAACGGCAUCGAGGGUGUGUGUGGUCAGUACAUCAAGGAGGUGGUGAAAGGUGGACCAGCAGACAAGGCCGGUCUGGGAGACGAUGAUGUAGUGGUGGAGGUAAACGGGGUAAAUGUGGAAAAGAGCUCUCAUGCAGAAGUCGUGGAAAUGAUACGCAGAGGAGGCAACACUCUGGAGAUGUUGGUGGCCAGCAAGAAUGUCUAUAAACAGCUCAAGGACAAAGGCAUGACGAUCACACCACGGCUAGUCGGGGAAGGUCCCAGCAGUCAAGUCCACGUGUCAAACAGUCCAGAAACAAGCAAGAAGACACGGGAGGAGGCCAGGCCUGUGACCCCACCUAAGGCAGAAAAACAGAGGUCUACAUCUGUGUCAUCCUCUUCAUCUGAUGAAAGUCUCGACGAGAGAUUUUGAGGAACACUUGAAACACUCCCAAUUAGGCCUAAUCGGAUGUUAAUUUUAUUAAAACCAAAAUGCUCAAUGAGCUUUUGAUAUCCUGCUUAGAUUAAAACUGUAAAAAAUGAGUAAAAACUAGAAAAAAGACAGUAAAGACUGUAAAAAUCUGAUCCAUAGCAGAAGUUUCAUGAGAUGAUUACAAAAAAUGACAUUUUUUUAAAGCUUGUGAUCAGAAAUCUUUUGCUUGUCGAUCAAAUUUAAGCAUCAAAGUCUUUCUUACAGCAGAGGAAACCAAUAAUUCAGGAUGUUUUUAACAAUUAAGAGUGGUCUUUUUAUUCUCUUUAUGCUCUCUGCUGUUUUUAUUUAAUGUUGAAACAGAAAUGCUGCUCACAUUUAGAAACCAGAAAUAAAAUUUAUUAAAACAAAUCAAAGAAAACAUA
Nothobranchius furzeri (turquoise killifish) is the source of this 2083-nucleotide messenger RNA. It is a transcript of the gene pdzk1, whose product is annotated as PDZ domain containing 1. The record is from RefSeq and is a predicted model, not a curated record. NCBI's taxonomy places the organism in Eukaryota, Metazoa, Chordata, Actinopteri, Cyprinodontiformes, Nothobranchiidae. Gene Ontology annotation, molecular function: signaling receptor binding; protein-membrane adaptor activity. Gene Ontology annotation, biological process: protein localization to plasma membrane. Gene Ontology annotation, cellular component: apical plasma membrane.